AUGUUCUCCAAUGUCCUUCAAGCCUUACUGUUUUGUGCAGUUUUUCAACUCAUCAGUGCUUCGGUCGCAGGUGCCAAGAGUGACUUCGACAAGUUGCGAACUGAUCGCGUAGUAUCUCGACGAGACGGUUUGGCCCCAUUAACUAAAGACGGAUCUCUCGUACGCCGCCAAGAUUGGGGCUCCUCGGCCUCGGCCUCGGCGUCGGCCUCUGUCUCAGUUUCUGCUCAAGUUAUGCUGCAAAGCUGGUCUAGCUUGACUGCUGCAGCCGACAAGUGUCGAGACGUUUUUCAGCAGGGAGCAUCGAUGGAAGUUGCUCUUCAGGCUGCCUCCUCGUUCUCAUACCAGGCGGUUGCUGUAAAUAGACAGGCUGGCCGAUGCGCAUGUGACUCUUCUGCGUUUGACGUGUCGGCUCAGUUCAAAGCACAGAUCGUCCACUUGUUCUCGUCACUUCAAGUCACUCUCAAGCUCGGUGCUGAGCGCUACGGUUCAGACUGGUCCAACCGAUUCAGACCCGUUUUCCAAGACUGUUCACCUGCCUUCGCCUCGAUGAAGCAAAUUUCCGCUCAAUUGAACAUCGAUCUUGCGGCUACACUCAAGCAAGCUCAUUUAGACCUUGGGGUGUUCCUCAAUGUUGGCCUCAACGUCAACGCUCUGCUAGGUCUGAACCUUCGAAUUGGCGGGCUUUUAUCACUUUAG
This is a messenger RNA of Puccinia triticina, 696 nucleotides long. RefSeq lists its product as uncharacterized. NCBI's taxonomy places the organism in Eukaryota, Fungi, Basidiomycota, Pucciniomycetes, Pucciniales, Pucciniaceae. The transcript is spliced from 6 exons. Bases 1 to 696 code for a protein of 231 amino acids. The record is from RefSeq and is a predicted model, not a curated record.